Danio rerio (zebrafish) is the source of this 2356-nucleotide messenger RNA. Lineage: Eukaryota; Metazoa; Chordata; Actinopteri; Cypriniformes; Danionidae. The record is from RefSeq and is a predicted model, not a curated record.
CGUGUUCGAUUGCUCUCCCCUGUCUAGAUGGACAACAUGGCCACGAUGCGAUGAGUAAUCUCUGUCUGGGUCGUUUGUUUCGGAAAAGCUAAACAUAACUCUACAAAACAUCGAAACACUCAAGAGCAAUGGGUUUGACGCAGAGCAGUGGUGAUGGGCCCGAGGGGGGAACAGAAGGAUAUCAUGUCCAUGGGGUUCAGGAAGACUCACCUGCAGAAAGAGCUGGUUUGGAGCCCUUUUUUGAUUUCAUCAUAUCUAUUGGCCAUAACCGCCUUAAUCAGGAGAAUGAUAUGCUCAAGGACCUCCUCAAAGCUAAUGUGGAGAAACCAGUCAAGAUGGAAGUUUACAGUACAAAGACGAUGAGGAUGCGGGAGCUAGAGGUGGUUCCCAGCAACAUGUGGGGUGGACAAGGACUUCUGGGAGCCAGUGUUCGUUUCUGUAGCUUUCAAGGCGCUAAUGAAAAUGUCUGGCAUGUUCUUGAUGUGGAGUCAAAUUCGCCAGCAGCAUUGGCCGGACUCCAGGAACAUUCAGAUUUCAUUGUUGGAGCUGACCAGGUUCUGCAAGAUUCUGAGGAUUUCUUCUCCCUAAUUGAAGCCCAUGAGGGGAAACCAUUGAAGCUGCUGAUUUACAAUACGGAGACAGAUAAAUGCAGGGAGGUCAUUGUUACACCAAAUGGUGCCUGGGGGGGAGAAGGAAGUCUUGGCUGUGGUAUUGGAUAUGGCUACCUGCACCGAAUCCCAGCACAACCCGAAGGCCCAAAAUCUGAAAAGGUCAGUUCAAGAGAGUCACCUGUGGCAGGGAACCCAGAGCAAGAAUAUCCAACAAAUGGAUUCUCAGAGGUGUCGCUGAUGGCGUCUGGUCAGUCAUUGAGUGGCAUGGAUCUUGAAACCCCACUGCCUCCUCCCAUUCAGAGAGUCAUGGAUCCUGGCUUCUCGGAUCACUCAGAAGUGGCCUUGAUGAAUUCGGAAGUUUCAGACAUUGCAGAUCGACUGGACCUCUCCACUUCUUCCAUCGACAUGACAAACACAUCUCUGGCUGUCAAAGAAGAUGCAGACGUAUCAGGUGUCGAGGAGCUUCAAGACAGUGAUUUCCAUAGUGGUGAUCCUGAGGAGCAAAUUACAGAGGAAUAUUCUGCAGUGGAUUUCAGCUCCUCCAUUACACCACCUUCAAAUGCUUCUCCUCCUCUUUCUCUGUCACACUCUCUUCUCCCAAAUCCUACUCUCGAGAAUAGCGUGCCGACAGACGUGGCAUCUUUGAUGAAUUCUUCAAUCCCGCCUCUCGACUCUUCCAUACCUGCACUAGACAUCUCUUCCCUGCUCAUUGACCCCGCCGCUCUUCAUUUGGAGUCGUCUGCUCUGCCUGAAGAACAUUUCCCCUCAGAAACUGAUGGUGUCAGUCAGGGUUUUUCAGAGAAGCCUCAAUCAUUUGAGGGCCAAGAGGAGCCUGUUUCCUCUGAUCUGACCUCAUUUGAUUCUCAUAAUGCUGAUGUUGAAGCUGAAGCUGCUCUCCAGUAGUGUCAAUACCAGGUACAGUCUUGUAUCUUGUUUACGUGGUUGCUCAACAAUCAUCGAGUGUGUGUUUUCUAAUGGCUUUGUUACUGUUAGAAUCUUGAGAGUGUGUUUUUUUAAUGGUUGUGUGCAAUUUAUUUUAUUUAGUGGUUUUUGUGCUGAUAGGCUUUAUUAUAGGCUGUUGGAAUGAAAGUAGGCCACUGGUUCCUUUUAGAUACACGAUCUUAAUUUAGUUUUAUGUUACUAAGUUGAAACCUGAUUAACUCUGCUUAGAUUCCUUAGACUUGUUUAAGUCCCACGGUAAGUUGAAAGUAGCACACUAAUCCUUUAUUUAAUUGACAGUUUGUUCUAAAUAUUUUAGUAUUUAUUCAGCUACUUCACGAGCACUCAUGGAUGGCUGCAUUCAAUUGAAUAACUGUAGAUUGUGUAGAGUUAAAGGCAGAAUAUAUAAACAGGAUCAUUGGAACACUGUGACGCAAUAGACUUAUUUUGUCUAGACAAAACAUUACAAUAAUUUGUUGCUAUUUAAUCGUUAAGAAGUUUUGCAACAUAUUGGGUUUUUAUUGAUUUUCUUUGGGUGUUUGUAAAGCAAAGCACAGUUUUUAAAAUACUGGAUGUGGGUUUUGUGUUUUAAUCAAAUUCUUACUUGUUACUUUGAAUUUUUUUCCCGCUGAGUACACAGCCUUUCUAAUUAAAAAAAAAUUGAUAACAUAUAUAUACAGUUGAAGUCAGAAUUAUUAGCCCCUCUGACGUAUUAGCGGCCGUUUAUUUUUUCCCCAAAUUUCUGUUUAAUGGAGGGAAUAUUGUUUCAGCACAUUUCUAAGCAUAAUAGUUUUAGAAACCUAUUU